CCAUGACACCUGCCCUGGAACCAGAACUGGAGACCCACCUCCUCCGAGCUGCCCUGCACGCAGUCUUCACCCUGGGCACACAGACGGACACCACCCAAGUCCAGGAUCUGCAGAGGGUCAUACCAGACCUUCUGGACGCCAUGCUGGGGAACCUGCUGGCAAAGACCCCAGACACUGACAAGCUCCACUACAUCUUGGAGAACUCAGCCGAAUUCCCCAGGAUGGGUCACCACGUGGCACAGCUGGCUCUGUUCGUCGGUGACCCAGCCAAGGACAUCAGCCGGCAGGACAGGGAGGGGGUUUACCGGCUCUACCAGCUGCUGCUGCACCAGAGGGAGCUGACCAUCCAUGAAGCCAAAGACCUGUGGGUGUGCGACUGGCACCAGGACAGCAGGCUCCUGGGGUACAAAAACACAGCCAGGGUCGGGGAGGUCUUUGGCAAAUUCUUCUUGGAGGGGCAGAGAAGAUUCUUCCUCCGGACAGCAGUGCUCGCCAUACACAGCCUCCUUCUACAUGUCAGCCAGGCUGGGCUGCUCCUCACCUACUCCCUCCUGGGGCAAGCUCAGCAGCUGAUGGGGGACAAGCAGGAGGACGUCACGGCCAACAUCAUGCAACAACUUCACAUUAUCCAGCACUUGCGCCAGGUGCCUGAGGCGCUGCAGGGGCUCUGCCUCUGAGGCCACCAGCAACUCCCGCUCCCUGUAAACGAGGAGUGUAGUGAGGCUGAGUGGCCUCCCUCUGAGCAGGAGAGCAAGGGCCCCCCACAUGCCCCUUGAAGGGCGGAGCCUAUAUCGCCCCGCCCCCCUCGCCUGUAGGACUGUUUUUUGCCUGGCAACCAGGGCUUCUAGGAGAGUGUGUUGAGACUGAGUGGCCUCCAUCCAAGCGGGAGAGCGAGGGACCCCCUACAUGCCCCAUUGGAGGGCGGAGCCUAUAUUGCCCCGCCCCCCUCUCCGUAAGGACCGGGGUGUGGCCGGAAGUAUAAAAGGCCAGCCCUGCAGCACAGUUGGGGGAGAGCCUGCAAUAGAGGAGGACGCUCGGCCUGUUCUCCAGAGGCCCCGAGAGGAACCUGCUCCUGGCUGUUCCCAAUCCCCAGGCGUGGACGAGGACUGGCCCAGAGUAUCCGCUGCGGUUUACCCCGAGGAGCCAGAAGAGGCCUGGAGGCCGCAGGAAUAGGAGCCUCCUUCUCAGCUGUGUUCCAGGCCCUGGGAUCUGGCACAGCUUCCCAGAUGGGUGCAUCUUGUAACGGAGCCACGUCAGGGAGCAGUGGGGACAGGUCACCUCGUCCCAUCCAAGCAAGCAACGCUGGCUCUCAAAGAGGCUUAGAGGGAAGACCCCCAGUCCCUCAUGGAGGAAGGGGCUCCCCAGAGACGUCCUCGAAUCUGGACUCAUGAGAGCGUUUCUGGUAGGAGGCUCCAGCCCCUCGGGCAUGAAGAGAGCAUCAGGUAGUCUCGAUCACAUGGCAUCUCCGGUCUCCAGCUCCACUUCCCGCAGCAGGGCAAAUGAACCCAUCAGCUCCCAGAAUCCCAACUCUUUGACUUCCUUCCUCUCAGCAGUGAGGUUUCUCCAGCCCCCUCACCACACCUGUCAGCCCCUGAAUGAUGAAGGGCCUGAAUGUCAGAGUUACCAGAACAAGCAAACUCCAGUUCCAGGCAGUGGGGCCUGUGUAUACUCAGCCCCCUGGAAACUGGGUCUGAAAUGGGGAGCAAGGACCCCAGGCCAAUAACAGCAGGAGUGGGCAGAGCAGGCAUGUAACAGAGUGCUUUCCCCUGGGCUGCACAGCCUGGGGCCUAGCCAAGCUGAUUAUAGAAUGAGCCCUAACUGAGAGGCAAAAGGGAUGAGAGGCCUGUGGGUGCAGGCUGUACAAGCACGCAGCCGGUGACAGCGAUGAGAUGGCGAGGGAUGAAGCUUGGACAAGAAUAGUACUUGCCCCUCGUGUGGGCCAGUUUCUAAGGAGGAGCGUAUAUGACAGGGGGGCUUGGCCUGUGGGCAAUAAAGCCGGGAGCUAGGUCAAAUGGAUUACAGAGUGAGCUCCACCUGAGGGGAAAGCCAGGGAAAACCGCAGCAAAGGUACAGGAGCAGGCCUAGCUGUUCGGUACAGGGCCUUGGGGCAGAACUUAGAAUCCAGGGUAGGACUGGUUCUCCCAUGGUCUCUAAAGAAGGGGACAUACAAGGCCAUAGAAAGGGCUACCAAGGUCAGCAAGGGCAAGCCAAGCCAAAGUCAGGCUAAGGAAAAUCCCAAAGGGACGGAGGACCUUGUUUCGGUUAAAGACAUUUUUGGACUUUUCGUUUGGGAUGAUCGCGACCCAGGAAGGAGCAGGAAAGUUGUGACACCAUGCCUUGCCAGGAAGGGGCACCUUUCGCUUUCACAGACCUUGGGAGGCAGGCCAGUCCUCGCCCACAGACAACCUGCCAACCUUAAGCAUAUUCUCACCAGCAACCACACACUGCACCAUAACAACUCUAACUCAGGAAC
This is a messenger RNA of Trachemys scripta elegans, 2473 nucleotides long. Its product is annotated as protein MROH8-like. NCBI's taxonomy places the organism in Eukaryota, Metazoa, Chordata, Testudines, Emydidae. The record is from RefSeq and is a predicted model, not a curated record. The transcript has 8 exons. The coding region runs from base 3 to 677 and encodes 224 amino acids.